Molecule: messenger RNA, 1561 nt
Organism: Asparagus officinalis (garden asparagus)
Lineage: Eukaryota; Viridiplantae; Streptophyta; Magnoliopsida; Asparagales; Asparagaceae
Product: tubulin beta-1 chain
Exons: 3
Coding region: 50-1390 (446 amino acids)
Biological process (GO): mitotic cell cycle; microtubule cytoskeleton organization
Cellular component (GO): microtubule; cytoplasm
Molecular function (GO): GTP binding; GTPase activity; structural constituent of cytoskeleton
Source: RefSeq, a predicted model, not a curated record
UCAGCACAAACGCAAGCAGAGCCAGCAACACCAAAGAGGGAGAGGGAGAAUGAGGGAGAUCCUUCACAUCCAAGGAGGCCAAUGCGGUAACCAGAUUGGUUCCAAGUUCUGGGAGGUGGUCUGCGACGAGCACGGAAUCGAUCCUACAGGUCGAUACGUCGGUAACUCUCAGUUGCAGUUGGAGAGGGUGAAUGUUUACUACAAUGAGGCUAGCUGUGGCAGAUUUGUUCCCCGUGCGGUGCUCAUGGAUCUUGAGCCCGGCACCAUGGACAGCGUUCGAACUGGCCCCUAUGGCCAAAUUUUUCGUCCGGACAACUUUGUUUUUGGCCAGUCCGGUGCCGGAAAUAACUGGGCUAAGGGUCACUACACUGAAGGAGCUGAGCUUAUUGACUCUGUUCUUGAUAUAGUUCGCAAGGAGGCUGAGAACUGUGACUGCUUACAAGGGUUUCAAGUGUGUCAUUCCCUUGGUGGGGGAACUGGAUCAGGCAUGGGCACUCUUCUUAUUUCAAAGAUCAGGGAAGAAUACCCCGAUCGCAUGAUGCUCACUUUCUCGGUUUUCCCAUCCCCUAAGGUCUCAGACACUGUCGUCGAGCCCUAUAAUGCAACCCUCUCUGUUCACCAGCUCGUCGAGAAUGCAGACGAGUGCAUGGUCCUUGACAAUGAAGCACUCUAUGACAUAUGUUUCAGAACUCUCAAGCUCACCACACCUAGCUUUGGGGACCUGAACCAUCUAAUAUCCGCAACAAUGAGCGGAGUCACUUGCUGCCUUCGAUUCCCAGGACAGCUGAACUCCGAUCUACGAAAGCUUGCGGUCAAUCUGAUCCCCUUCCCUCGUCUCCACUUCUUUAUGGUUGGAUUUGCUCCCUUGACCUCCCGCGGAUCACAACAAUAUCGGUCCUUAACCGUCCCCGAACUGACACAACAGAUGUGGGACGCUAAGAACAUGAUGUGCGCUGCUGACCCUCGACACGGUCGCUACCUUACCGCCUCCGCCAUGUUCCGCGGCAAGAUGAGCACGAAAGAAGUCGACGAGCAGAUGAUCAAUGUGCAGAACAAGAACUCGUCAUAUUUCGUCGAGUGGAUACCCAACAAUGUUAAGUCCAGCGUCUGUGACAUACCACCUAAAGGACUGCCGAUGGCGUCGACAUUCGUUGGCAACUCGACGUCCAUCCAAGAAAUGUUUAGGCGCGUAAGCGAACAGUUCACCGCCAUGUUCAGGAGGAAGGCUUUCUUGCAUUGGUACACCGGGGAGGGGAUGGAUGAGAUGGAAUUUACCGAGGCCGAGAGCAACAUGAAUGAUUUGGUUUCCGAGUACCAGCAGUACCAGGAUGCAACCGCAGACGAUGAGGGUGACUAUGAGGAUCAAGAAGAUCUGGACCAGGGAAGCUAAAGUUGAUGCGCGUUGGUGUUUCUUUCUUUCAAUAAUAGCUUGCGAUCAUAUUAUUUUGAUUGAGAGGGUGAUGAGUGAAAUUGAUGUGCUGGUUUGUGUCUCUGUGUUCUGCUGUAUGAAAUUAAGUAUAUUUGGAUUGAUAAUGUUGUCAUUGUUCAUCACUUUUUGUCA